UGAUCCUUUCUUCUUACUUGCGUUUGUAUACCCCUCUAGCAAUUUCUUCUUGAUUAGACAGAUUGCACUGCAGACACCCCCCUCUUUGAUUGAUUUGAGCCUGUGCUGAUGCAAUUCCGAACGGAAAUGGAGAAUUUCCUUUCGUCGCUUUACCUUUUGACCAAAAAUAGGAUCAAUGCUUCAAAGGGAGUGGAGAUAUGAUUUAGCUUUGAAUUAUGAUAUAGUCACAUGCACAUGCAAUCGACACACACAAGAAGGGCGUCUUUUAGAACGAUGUGCUAGGAAGAUUUGUCUUUUGUUAAUCAGUGCGGGCGUUGAAUCAAUAUUCGAGCGGCACGAUCCUACAAAUAGAGUGACGGCGUACCGGGAUGAUAUUUCUCGCGCUGUUGCACACUUGAACGCUUGGACCGCUUCUACCCUUUCCCUUUUUGUUGUAUUGAUCACAAUGGCACUGCACUUCAACUCUUAGAGAAGCUGUGAUAAUUGAUGUGCUUUUAGACUGAUAAGCGAAAG
This is a messenger RNA of Meira miltonrushii, 513 nucleotides long. RefSeq lists its product as uncharacterized. The record is from RefSeq and is a predicted model, not a curated record. NCBI's taxonomy places the organism in Eukaryota, Fungi, Basidiomycota, Exobasidiomycetes, Exobasidiales, Brachybasidiaceae. The transcript has a single exon. Bases 176 to 469 code for a protein of 97 amino acids.